Molecule: messenger RNA, 1927 nt
Organism: Oncorhynchus nerka (sockeye salmon)
Lineage: Eukaryota; Metazoa; Chordata; Actinopteri; Salmoniformes; Salmonidae
Product: stromal membrane-associated protein 2-like
Exons: 11
Coding region: 119-1786 (555 amino acids)
Cellular component (GO): cytoplasm
Molecular function (GO): GTPase activator activity
Source: RefSeq, a predicted model, not a curated record
UCUGGAUUUUACUCUACCAACGGAGUUUAUCUAAAUCAGGCUAUUCCAUCUACUAGUAUCUUGAUAUUAGGACGACAGCGACGGGUGUCGGAAAGGUGUUACGAGGCAGAGAGUGAGGAUGCUGACUGGUAAAUUGGUAAAAGACAUUGACAGAUAUCAAGCUGUCCUUACCUCGUUACUAUCACUCGAGGAGAACAAAUUCUGCGCGGAUUGUGAAUCCAAAGGUCCCAGAUGGGCGUCAUGGAACCUGGGUAUAUUCAUCUGUAUCCGCUGUGCUGGGGUCCACAGGAACCUGGGUGUCCACAUCUCCAGGGUCAAGUCUGUCAACCUGGACCAAUGGACACAGGAACAGAUACAGUGUGUUCAGGAGAUGGGGAAUGCCAAGGCCAGACGACUUUAUGAAGCUUUCCUGCCAGAGUGCUUCAUACGACCAGAGACUGACCAGUCAGCAGAGAUGUUCAUCAGGGACAAAUAUGAGAAGAAGAAGUACAUGGACAAGAUCCUAGAUGUCAACAGGCUUAGAAAAGAGAAGAGCUGUGAAAACAUCCCCAUGGAGCCAGUAGUGUUUGAGAAGAUGAAGUUGAAGAGAGAAAACAGCCCAAAGACACAGAUACAGUCUCCAUCUAUCUCAGACCUCCUAGGACUUGAUGCUCCUGCUCCUCAUGCUGUUGUAUCUAAUGGUAGAUCCAGCCCUGGAGAGAGAGGGUGUCCUGCGGCGGCUAACCCAGCUACGAUGCACUCUGACCUGAAUCUAUUCAGCCCCCUGCCUGCCUCCUCCACCACCUCCACACCGGUGGGUAGCUCCAUGCCCAGGGGUUGUGUGGCUGCGUCGGUACCCGAGAACCUCAGCCUGUUCCUGGACUCAGCACCCAGACAGGAGGGCUCUAGGACAAAGAUGUCUAAGGACUCCAUCCUCUCCCUCUACGCAACCACACCCACAUGGCACCAGAACCUGGCUGCACGAGCUGGCCUGUACAUGAACCCAGCCCAGCUGGGCUACUACGGAUCAUACCAUUCCCUGGCCACGCAGGGGGGAGCGAUGGGAGGAGGCAUGAUCACAUCACACUCCGGCAUGAUGGGAGCUCAGCAGAACGGCAUGAUGGGAGCUCAGCAGAACGGCAUGAUGGGAGCUCAGCAGAACGGCAUGAUGGGAGCUCAGCAGAACGGCAUGAUGGGAGCACCGCAGAACGGCAUGAUUGGAGCACCGCAGAACGGCAUGAUGGGAGUUCCGCAGAACGGCAUGAUGGGAGUUCCGCAGAACGGCAUGAUGGGAGCUCUGCAGAACGGUAUGACGGAAGCUCAGCAGAGCGGCAUGAUGGGGGCUCAGCAGAACGGCAUGAUGGGAGCUCAGCAGAACGGCAUGAUGGGAGCUCAGCAGAACGACAUUAUGGCAGCUCAGCAGAACGGUAUGACGGGAGCUCAGCAGAACGAUAUGAUGGGAGCUCCGCAGAACGGCAUGAUGGGAGUUCAGCAGAACGGCAUGAUGGGGGCUCAGCAGGACGUCAUGAUGGGAGCUCAGCAGAACGGCAUGAUGGGAGCUCCGCAGAACGGCAUGAUGGGAGCUCAGCAGAACGGUAUGAAGGGGGGAGUGGCGGCGGUGCCUCAGCAGGUGUACGGAGUACAGCAGUGUCAGCAGCAACAGUGGAACAUCACUCAGAUGACCCAGCACAUGGCAGAAGUGAACUUCUACGGAGCUAAUGGCAUGAUGGGAUAUGGCGGUCAGCACAUGGAAAGACCAACGACUCAAAGCUCCACCCACACGAUGACAUCACACAUCUGGAAGUGAUGUCAUUAUCUGAAGAGCAAGUGAAGUUGAUGUCACUGGAGCAGCAGUGGUUCUUGGGAGGUUUCGAUCUGGCCUCAUGUACAGGCCAGCUUUUCUACUAAACUCUCCAUCAGACAAUUAACAGGGGAGGAGGAGGAGGAG